CAAAAACUUACGAGAUGAUACUUUCAUAUGGACAAAUGUUGGUGACCGCGGCGUUGUUGGUGAUGGUUUUCUUGGGCACCACCUCGUCGGAUAUGCUAUUGAACAUAUCGGGAAGUCUGAGGCAUCUACCAUCGAACUGUGUUGAGGCAGUGCGCUUGGAAGGUUCAGAGGCCAAAAGCGGCAUCUACCAAAUACAAUUACCGUUAAAAGGUUGGGAAGAUCGACCCUUCUACGUUUACUGUUUACUCGAUCACAAAGACGGUGAUCCUUGGUUGUUGGUGCAGCGUAGACAGGACAGAUUCAUAGACUUCAAUCGCAACUGGACUGAUUACAAGAUUGGUUUCGGAAACUUGGCCACAAGUUUCUUCAUUGGCCUGGACAAACUGCAUGCGCUCACACAAGUGCAAAUUAAUGAGCUACAAAUCAAAUUGCGUGAUUUCAACGAUGCCGUUAAGUACGCCAACUACGAUAAUUUCGCAGUGGGUGAUGAGAGCGGAAAAUAUCCAUUGAAUAUUUUGGGAAAAUAUUCUGGAAGUGCAGGCGACUCCUUACUCGAACAUCACAGUGGACAAAAGUUCAGUACAUACGAUCAGGAUAACGACAAUUCGUCUUCGAAUUGUGCGCAAACUUUCAAAGGGGGUUGGUGGUUUCGAAACUGCCUCAACAGUAACCUAAAUGGCAAAUAUUUGAAAAGCACUGACGAAGAACAAAGGAAGGGCCUCAUCUGGUUUUCAUGGCACGGCUUCUCUAAAUCGUUGAAAUAUGCGCAUAUGGCAAUAAGGCCAAAAGAUAGUGCAAAAAUGCGGAUACGUGGAAUUAGGAUGAGGACAUCUAAAGGCCAGUUAAAAAGUCAUCAAAAUUAAUAUGCAUCUAUCAUAUACCAUAUCCAAUUCAUUUACGAUAGUCCGAAAGAGACAUAUUUUUGCAGGACAUAUUUAUUGUUUUAACAGAUCCAAGAAUGUUCUUGAAAUAAAUCAGCAAAUCAAAUGCA
This is a messenger RNA of Zeugodacus cucurbitae (melon fly), 991 nucleotides long. RefSeq names its product fibrinogen C domain-containing protein 1-like. Bases 15 to 863 code for a protein of 282 amino acids. Lineage: Eukaryota; Metazoa; Arthropoda; Insecta; Diptera; Tephritidae. The transcript has 2 exons. The record is from RefSeq and is a predicted model, not a curated record.